AUGACAGAGCAAUAUACCUUGCUUAAUCCAGGAGAGGAGAAUGAAAUGGAGCUGUUUGGAUACAAAACUGUCAGAUGGCGACAAGCUUUCUGUAUGAUUGGCUAUAUCUGUUCUCUUGGAUUUCUUCGAAUCCUCUUUUACUGGAAGCCAGAAGUGGAUGUCUGGUGUCAGUGUACUCCUUGUGCCUUGGAGGAAGCCAAUGUGGUAUUACUUAGAACCACUGAUGAAUUUAGGCAAUAUUCAAAGAAGAAGGUAAUCAAGAUGUACCCUCACAUACCAGGAGGAAAACCAGACCACUAUAUGGUUGCUAAUAAAAACUCAAUCUUAAAUAAAUCAUUAAUGAAGCCAGAAGGAAAGAUCCGGUAUGUAAAAGUGCAAAAAAUCCGUUAUGUGUGGAAUACAACUGAGCGAAAGUUUCAGAAAAUUGGCAUUCUAGAGAAGGAGCUUUCUUGCUUAGAUAUCCACACAAAGUUUGGUUCUGGUCUAACUUCCGAAGAGCAAGAGAUUAGGAGACAAGUUUGUGGUCUAAACAACAUUGAUGUGGAAAUUAAACCAAUCUGGGUUCUGCUCUUUAGAGAGAUAUUCAAUCCAUUUUAUAUCUUCCAAGCCUACACCUUAUGUAUGUGGAUUUCAUGUGGCUAUUUAGAAUACAGCUUUGUCAUUUUAGCCAUGACUAUUUUAUCCAUUAUUGCAACUGUAUACAAUCUAAGAGUGCAAUCAGUAAAACUACACAAAAUGGCCAAGUCUUCUAGCAGUAUCAUGGUUAAAACACUUCGAAGGAAUGGAGAGAUUGAAGAAGUAAAAUCGCAGUCUUUGGUCCCAGGAGAUGUAAUUAAUCUUGCAGGAAAAAAACUGUUCUUACCUUGCGAUGCAAUAUUAAUUAAUGGAGGCUGCACCGUAAAUGAAGGAGCAUUGACAGGGGAAAGUAUUCCAGUCACAAAGAUCCCCUUACCUCACACAGAGGGCACCAUGCCAUGGAAAAUCCAAUGUGGAGAAGACUACAAGAGACAUGUUCUAUUUUGUGGAACAGAGGUCCUUCAGACAAAGAUACAUGGUCAGGAUCUAGUAAAAGCUGUUGUGCUGCAAACAGGAUUUAACACAGCAAAAGGAGAUCUGGUGAGAGCCAUUCUGUAUAAUAAGCCUGUAAAUGUAAAGCUACAUAGAGAGGCAAUUAGGUUCCUUCUUGUACUUGUGUUCAUUGCUUUGUGUGGAGUUAUAUACACAGCCAUUAUCUUCACAAAGAAUGGGGCCACUGUACAUAAUACAGUAUUGAUGUCAUUUCUAAUGUUAACCUUAGCGGUUAAUCCUGCACUUCCAGCAUCUUUGACACUGGGUCUUCUCUAUGCUCAAACAAGGCUGAAGAAACUGGGAAUAUUCUGCAUAAGCCCCCAAAGGAUCAAUAUAGCUGGGCAGCUCAACCUUGUCUGUUUUGAUAAAACAGGUACUUUGACAGAAGAUGCUUUAGAUUUACAUGGCAUUGUUCCUUCUGAUGGAGACAGCUUUAAGGAUAUUCAUUUAUUCACCUCUGGAGAAACAUUACCAUGGGGGCCUCUGCUGGGAGCUAUGGCAAGCUGCCACUCUCUCAUUUUGCUGGAUGGUGAAAUACAAGGAGACCCACUGGACAUGAAGAUGUUUGAAGGAACCGGCUGGGAUUUUGAAAACAAUACAGCCAAUGGAACAGAGGGUGGACAAACUAUUUCACAUACAUUGGUAAAACCAGGACCCAGAGCUGGGAAGGUGCCUGUGGAAGGGAUCACAAUUUUGCAUCAAUUUCCCUUUUCCUCUGCCCUCCAACGCAUGUCAGUUAUUACUCAGGUUUCUGCAGAGAAAGACCUCACAGUUUUUAUGAAAGGGGCUCCUGAGAUGGUUAUUAAGUUCUGCAAGUCAGACUCAGUGCCACAAAACAUAUCUAAGAAACUUGACUUCUAUACAGCACAAGGCUUCCGAGUCAUAGGACUGGCACAUAGAUUUCUAAAGAAGGAAAGGUUACCAGCCAUUCAGCACCUGGAACGGGAUGUUGUAGAGGUAGAUCUUAUAUUUAUUGGAUUACUAAUAAUGGAAAAUCGCCUUAAGCCAGAAACAAACAGAGUGCUUCAUGAACUCUCUGAAGCCAAGAUAAGAAAUGUGAUGAUCACAGGAGAUAAUCUGCAAACAGCUCUCAAUAUUGGGAAAAACUGUGGUAUGAUUUCUAAAACAAGCAAAGUUAUUGCAAUUGAAGUUACGGAACCCCAAAAAGAUGUUCCUGCAUCAAUCACUUGGAAAACCAUGACUGAGAAUCAAGAAAAUGGACACCAAGCAAAUGAUUCACACGUUGGCAACCAUAGCACACUGGUGCCAGGAACCUUUCAUUUUGUGAUGAGUGGAAAAUCCUUUCAGAUAAUAAUGCAGCAUUUUUAUGAUUUAGUGCCAAAGAUACUUCUCAACGGGACCAUUUUUGCAAGAAUGACUCCACUGCAAAAGUCCAGCCUUAUUGAAGAAUUUCAAAAGCUAGAUUACUAUGUUGGAAUGUGCGGAGACGGAGCAAAUGAUUGCGGGGCUCUUAAAAUGGCCAAUGUUGGAAUCUCCUUGUCUCAGUUAGAGGCAUCUGUCGCUUCCCCUUUCACUUCAAAAAUCCCAAAUAUUGAAUGUGUGCCCAUGCUCAUCAAAGAAGGACGAAAUGCUUUAGUCACUUCUUUCUCCAUGUUUAAAUUCAUGACAUUGCUUACCGUGAUUGUACUGACUUCUGUAGUGUUUCUGUUUUGGAAACAAACACUUUUGAGCAACAAUCAGUACCUAAUACUAUCUAUAGUAAUCAUCACUUCAUUCUCCUUAACAUCAAGCCUAAACGGCCCUGCUCCAAAGUUAGCCCCAUUCAGGCCCCCUGGACAACUUCUGUCUCCACCUUUGUUGCUCUCUGUUUUUUUGCACUUUUUAUUUACCAUCGCUUUGCAGACUACUGCAUUUGUUCUACUUCAACAACAGCCAUGGUAUAAUGAAAGUGAUGUUUUCAGCGCAUGCUCUUUAUUGAAUCACAGUUCUGGAAAUGUGACAACAAGACUGCCUAGAUUUUCAGAGAAUUAUCUAGCAACCACUGAAUGGAUUGUAACAGGGAUGAACUUCAUUGCAAUUGAAUUUGUGUUUUCUAAAGGAAGACCAUUCAGGCAACGUCUUUAUACUAACUAUUUGCUCUCCAUCAUGAUUAUAUUACAAGUGGCGGUCUAUUUAUUUUUCCUCUUUGCUGAUAUUGAGCCAGUUUACACUGCUUUUGAGAUGGUUUGCCUGCCAUUUUACUGGAGAGUUUACAUUCUCAUUAUGGUUCUAGUGCACUUUGUUGUCUCCUAUCUUGUGGAGGAAGGAUUUGUUGAAAACAGAAUGCUGUGGUUACUGCUAAAAAAGCUGUGUAGCUACCAAUCAAAAAGCCAAUAUAAGAAACUGCAAAGGAAAUUAGAGAGGGACACAGAGUGGCCUGUGCAGAAUGGAACGAAGUAUGCAAUGAAGUCUACCUUUACGAUAGACAGUAAAAUCAUGAUUUUCACGAACGCAUCUUACCAACCCCCAAUUUCAACAGAAAAGUGGAGGGGUCAUAUAUGACUACACUAUCCAAGCUGAAGAAUAACCCUUAUCAUCUGUUUGUAUAAAAUAGUGAUUAGUAAUGUAACAAUGUCAAAAUAUGCAAUUGCUUUUCAAUAAAAUAUGAUUUGCCUUCACUAUUAA
Molecule: messenger RNA, 3693 nt
Organism: Xenopus laevis (African clawed frog)
Lineage: Eukaryota; Metazoa; Chordata; Amphibia; Anura; Pipidae
Gene: atp13a5l.3.L
Product: ATPase type 13A5 like gene 3 L homeolog
Exons: 30
Coding region: 1-3570 (1189 amino acids)
Biological process (GO): polyamine transmembrane transport; transmembrane transport; monoatomic cation transmembrane transport
Cellular component (GO): membrane; late endosome membrane
Molecular function (GO): ATPase-coupled monoatomic cation transmembrane transporter activity; ATP binding; ATP hydrolysis activity
Source: RefSeq, a predicted model, not a curated record